AUGCAGCAAGAGAGAUCCACCGUCUGCAUAAAACAAAGCAGCCGGAAAGAUUAUUGUAAAGAGAAAUUCAUUUAUGUCUUCAAAACAGAAGAAGGUGAAUCAACUUACCUGGUCCUAAAGAGAAAGUAUGAAGAUUUGGAAGGGCAAUCCCUGACAGCAAAAAUGUUAUGAAAGAACUUCACCUGCAACUCAUUGCCAGCAUCAUCUUGAUUCCUCAUAUACUCAGCAUUGUUGAAAAGCUGGAUGAGAUCGCUCUGAGACCAAACCCAAUGAGUGCAGCCAAAGACCUUGAACUCCUGAUUGAAAAAGUGCAGAGGGAUCACAACCCCGAGAGAGUCAAGACACUGACAGAUGUGAAAAAGCAAGAAAAGCUGAAGAGUAACUUUGUCAAUCUGGUUGAUGAAUAA
This is a messenger RNA of Coregonus sp. 'balchen', 407 nucleotides long. Lineage: Eukaryota; Metazoa; Chordata; Actinopteri; Salmoniformes; Salmonidae. The record is from the annotation of a GenBank genome assembly.